Molecule: messenger RNA, 2786 nt
Organism: Lingula anatina
Lineage: Eukaryota; Metazoa; Brachiopoda; Lingulata; Lingulida; Lingulidae
Product: allatostatin-A receptor-like
Biological process (GO): G protein-coupled receptor signaling pathway
Cellular component (GO): plasma membrane
Molecular function (GO): G protein-coupled receptor activity
Source: RefSeq, a predicted model, not a curated record
ACCAUUAGGAAGCCUAUGUUCUUAUUCUUUCCGCGUCCAGCCGGAGAGUUGCAAAGGCAGACAUCCAAAUUAGCACAGACGAGAGUAUAUUUUUACCAUACAGUUAUACUAUUGCGCAUGUAAUAAGAACCUAUGAAGCUGUUUGCUUUAGUUAGUGAAAAGAAUUAGAAGAGGGGAUUUUGAAUCUUCUUCGUCAGUACCUGGAAGUUAGGAUGUGUUGAAGUGAUCACGUGAUGGCCCCUAAGUGGCUAUUUUUAACCCGAUCCAGCCGCAAACAGCGAGCAGAAUUAAUUAAGAGCUGAGAAGAAAUAUAUAUAUAUAUAUAUUCACUGUUGGAUGUUUCCGCUUGCUGACAGGACCUGGGAACGAACUACUUCAGGUUAACUGUAUCGUGGCUUGUAAAGAAGAGCAGGGGAAAAGCAAGAUAUUUUUUCCAGUUUUUUUAUCAGUGCGGACUUUCUAAACUACGCUGUGAGGUGAUUGCAAGGGCGAUAUAUUUCACCACUUGGUUUUACGGCGGUCGACUUUGAACGAUUGGAAUUUGCACAUGAGUAGUAAUCAUAGCGAUAAUCAAUACUUUUAGCAUCAUAUCAUCGAUUGCUUCAAAAUGCAGUCUUAAACUAAUUUCAUCGUGGCGAAGGUGGGAUUAUAUUCAUACCCAGGGCGAAGACAAUUUCAUCAUAUUCAAUUAGAAGUGUGGGACCUACUGUUUUAAUUCAAUUGGCCUCCAUAGAGACAUAUCCACUUUGACCGUGCUAUCGAAUUACAGUGGAAAAUUAAUUAUGGCAUUCUGUGUCAGCAAUAACCAUCAGAAAUAAUUCGAAGUGAUUCCAAUCAACUGUGUCCAAAGUCCCUAUGAGUGCUGCGAUAUCCGUUGAAUUAUGAUGUCAACUUCGACAUACCACGCCCUGUGAUAGAGGUUUUCUGUCUGGUUGCAUUGAAGAAUCAACGUUUUUUGUCAGAAGGAUUAUUUCUAUAACUCCGUAGGCCAACUAAAGAAAAUUCUUAAUCGUAGAAAAAUUUGGUUUCAGCAUCGUGGCCGUGCCCGUGGAAGUGUUGGAGAUAGAGGUAACCUGUCGUAAACCGGCGUGCAAUGUACGGAUCAUUUGUAAUGAUAUUAGUUCUUGUCAGCUAAUUGAGGAAGACGGCAGUUAAUUGAGGAAGACGGCAGUAAAAUUGACCGCGCAUUGAGUUGGACCUACACAACGUUCGAUAAGCAAGUUGUCUUGGAAAAGUGAUUAAAACAAAUCUUGUUAUAAACUGUUAUUUCGCCGAAAAGAAAAGUUUGAUUAUAUAUAUAUCGUCUGUAAAAAAUCAAUUUCAUUUUAUUUCAUAUAAAUUGACUGCGUGUCUCGAGAACAUUUUCUGGCAAUCAAACUGCUCCUCGCUGCGACAAACACACGGUGGAUUUUGUCACGGUGCUUUCUGCCUAAUUUCACUAAAAUUCACAAACUUGGAUUCACAGACAGUGUUUGGAGAUAUAAACAUGAACGCUUUACGACAAAAAUUAUAUAAUGCAUCAUGUGGAUCGUACUUUACGAAGGACAUAAAUUUCACAAACGGCUUCAAUUUUACAGGCGAUUCCAGUUCUGCUGAUGCGAUGAAUGUCACAUGCCACUGGCAAGUAGAUUACGAAAUCGUAAAAGUUGUACUUCCGGUUAUAAUAGGUGUGUUUUGCUUUGUCGGAAUCACGGGAAACUCUAUGGUAAUUUACGUCGUCUAUAAAAACAGACGCAUGAACAUUUUGUUCCUCAAUUUGGCAAUUGCAGAUUUAUUAUUCAAUGUAUUAUGCCUGCCGAUCAACGCUCUCUUCAUCGCUACCGAUAGAGAAAUUCGCAUCAGUCCUUUUCUUUGCAAGACAACGUACUAUUCCUUUUACGUAUCCAUGGGUGUGAGUAUUUAUUCACUGGUCUCUAUCUGCCUACUUCGAUUUGCUGGGCUGAAGUACCCUUUUGUUCUGCGGAAGAUUCUUCACCGUAGUACCGCCAUAAAGGCAAGUUGUGUCACGUGGGCUGUCAUGCUCGUUCUGAAUGCGCCCUUGUUGUUCAUAAUGCACGAGACUGAAGAACGGGUGUGUGGAAUACAGGGGGACGCUUCACUUUAUUACAUCUACGUGACCGUAAUCUUUGGAAUUGAUUUCACGCUCCCUGUUAUAAUUAUCGCCGUUCUGUCGAUUCUCAUAAUCAUCCAAGCUCGCCAAGUCAGAGAUGAGCAGGAAAAUUUGGCACAUGUGCCGUGCCAGCACGUGGAAAGUACUCAUAAUUCCCCGCGAAGAGCGCUGAAGAGGUUGAUGGUGCUGGUGACUAUAUUGUUUGCAGUUUUUCUUAUAUGCUGGGCGCCAUCUAUGAUAUUGUUCAUGUAUAACGUCAUCAUACAUGCGACGGAUGAUGGCCAUCAGCACUUUGCGUGUAGCCAAGAAAUCCGAGCUGUGGCACAGCUGUUUUUCACCGUACUUACUUUUGCCAACUCUUGCUUAAAUCCCAUUCUUUAUAACUUUGUUUCGAAGGAGUUCAGGGGAGCUUUUAGUCGAGAGUUUUUGCCGAUGUGUCCUUGUAUGGACAGCCCCCGUGAUGCCAGUUUUACCAUCUCUGCAAAGAGAAGGGUUAUUAGCACGUCGCCAUUGUGAAAAACGUUAUUGAUUUGGAAAAUACUACGAUGGUUGCCUACGAUAUUGUUUUAGAAUUUAGAAUAACCAAAUACUACACAGUAAUUUCACUACCACUGAAUGCUUUUUUUGUGUGAAAAAAUACAAUCCUUAGCUAAAUUAUGUCUAAAUAUACUGACAG